AGUGGCAGCAGCAGAGACAUCGGCAGCAGCAGCAGCAGCAGAGAAGAGAAAUCAACAUCGUUGUGAACUUAUGUAGACAGCAAAAAGUUGACGCCAUAGGCCAGACGAGAGACGGGAGACAAGAGCCAAGGUUUCUGCUCCCUUGGCCCAUUGAUUGGAUAAUUGAAAUAAUCUCGAAUCACAGCAGCAGCAGCAAAAGAAUUAUUAACAGCAGUAUUAACAAAAGCAAACGUCGAAAUAGACCGUAAUCGUUAUCACACAAAAAAAAAGCAAAGCAAAGCAAAAGCAAGCUGAGCAGCAUGUCCUAGUAUUAGUUGACGAAUAGCUUGAGUUUGUGGGUGGAAACGUGGGCAAAUAUUUUUGCAGAGCAGGAGAAAUUCGAGUUGCAAAAGAAGCCGGAGCAGCAGGAGCAGCAAAUGCGUCAGCAUGGCGUCCGGAGACGACACCAUUGACAUGGACAGCUCCUCAACAUCGCAGGCGAAACUGGCGGAACCGAAUGCCUCCACCGACCAUGUGGGUAACUCGUCACCCGACCUCGGCAAUCGGCCGUUGCGGGAGCGACAGGUCAACAAGACGGACAAGGAGCGCAAGCUUGGACAUCGACGUGUUGGCGAAGGUGGCGAGAUUACCUACAAGAAGAUACAGACAUCGCAGAUUAUGGGCUCCAUACAGCUGGGAAUACAGCAUACAGUCGGCAGCUUGGCAUCGAAGCCCAAACGUGAUCUACUUAUGAUGGACUUCUGGGAAAUCGAGAGCAUUACGUUUCCGCCAGAGGGUUCUAGCCUUACACCUGCCCACCAUUAUAGUGAAUUCAGAUAUAAGAUCUAUGCACCCAUCGCUUUUCGUUAUUUUCGUGAUUUGUUUGGCAUACAGCCAGAUGAUUUUAUGAUGUCUAUGUGCACUUCGCCUUUGCGCGAAUUAUCGAAUCCUGGUGCUUCCGGCUCUAUAUUCUAUUUGACGGACGACGAUGAGUUCAUUAUCAAAACGGUGCAACACAAAGAGGGUGAAUUUUUACAAAAACUACUGCCUGGUUACUAUAUGAAUCUGAAUCAAAAUCCGCGCACGUUAUUGCCGAAGUUCUUCGGUCUCUACUGCCUGCAGACGAGCAAUGCCAAAAACAUUCGAUUGGUGGUCAUGAACAAUCUGCUGCCAUCGGCGGUGCGAAUGCAUCUGAAGUACGAUCUCAAGGGUUCGACGUUCAAGCGCAAAGCAUCGAAAGCGGAGCGUGCCAAGAAAUCGCCAACGUACAAGGAUCUCGACUUUAUGGAACAGCAUCCCAAUGGCAUAUUCCUCGAGGCGGAAACCUAUUCGGCCCUCAUCAAAACCAUUCAGAGGGAUUGCACAGUGCUCGAAUCCUUCAAGAUUAUGGACUAUUCGCUGCUGCUGGGCGUGCACAAUUUGGAUGUGGCACUCAAGGAGAAGCAGAGUGAGCACCGGAAGCCGAUGAAAGCACCGCUUGCCGAGGACUCAGAUGUGGAUGAACCGCUUGAGGAGUCAGACGCCAGGGAUCGAGACACGGCAACGGGCAUUAGCAGAAAUAAUGUGGCAUACAGAUCGGUGAAUCGACAGCGACUCGUGGCACACUCGACGGCCAUGGAGAGCAUUCAGGCGGAGAGCGAGCCCAUCGACGAUGAGGAGGAUGUGCCACCUGGUGGCAUUCCAGCACGCAGCGAGAAGGGCGAGCGUCUGUUGCUCUACAUUGGCAUCAUUGACAUCCUUCAGUCGUACAGGCUCAAGAAGAAGCUGGAGCACACAUUCAAAAGCAUCAUACACGAUGGCGAGACCGUCUCGGUGUGUCGACCCUCGUUCUAUGCUCAAAGAUUUCAGAACUUUAUGGCCAAGACCGUAUUCCGCAAGAUACCAUCGCUGGAUCUCCCAGAGAUCAAAGGAAAUCACAGAAAAUUUCGUACCUUGGUAACCAGUUAUAUAGCUCUAAAGCAUUCGCCGUCGAAGAGAAAAAGUCUCUCCAAGGCCAUACAACGCUCCAUCGACAGCGAGAACGAGGCCAUCCGACCUUCGCAUUCCCACAGUAGCGGCAAAAUCCAUCAGCCAACGAAGACGCCAACCACAGAGCCCACGUCCGCGGGCACAAGCUCGGAAAGGGAACGCGAACGGGAUCGGGAUAGAGACCGGGAUCGUGAUCGCGAUCGAGAGAGCGGACGUCACUCGAGUGCCGCUAGCCAGAGCAAUGUGCCACCGCCAGUGCGGCAACGUGCGUCCACCUCCGGAUCGGCAGCUGCUCCAGCGGCGAGCAGCAACCUGAAGGCGCGUGUGCCGCCGCCAGUGCCACCGCGAGGAUCGCCGCGGCGCAAGGACACACAGGACAGUCGGGCACACUCGACCACGCCAGGCACAACUCCAUCAUGCAGUUCAACACCUCCCCCUGCCUUUGACGACAUCUCCGAGGACAGUUCGAACAAGAACAGCACAUCGUCGAUGGGUCGCAGGUCGCAUCAUCAUCAUCACCAUCAGCAACAGCAGCAGCAGCAGUCGAGUCAGUCCACUCAUUACUAUCAGCAACAGCCACAGUAUUUGGAUCGUAAAAUGAACAUUGGUCCCGCCUAUCGAGGCUCCUACAAGGAGGAUAUCGUUAGCGUUUCGGAGGUGCAUUUGGACACGUUUCUGGCGGUGGACACAUCGUCGAGCAGUCACUAUGGGUCACGUGGUGGCCUGGCCUGGACGCCACCGGCAUCAGGUGAGGGCUCGACACCCACUUGGACAGAGGGCACACCCAGUUUUACGGACUCCAGUUCGAGUGGUGAUCUCGACAACUUCUCGCCCAUAAACUCAUCUAAAAUCGAUCGACACAAGCCGACGGUGGAAGAUGCCAUCAACUCUCUGUCCUCGGGAAUGAUCAACUAACAUAGCAUGCGCUGAUGGAUGAAUUGAUAACACACAAGACACAACAAGAACAACAACAUCAACCAGAACAACAACAACAACAACUACUUCUUAUAUACAUGGUGCGAAUAGAUAUUGUAUUGAUCGGAAUGAAGUUGUGUAUUCGAGUGCACUUGUAUAGCUAGGAUAUAAUCAAAAGUAACGCGCCCUAUUUUCCCCCUUCCUCGUAGAACUCCAAGUACCACAGUUUUACAGACACAUCCACGACUCGUUAACGAAAUAUCGACUAUAGAGACGCAUAUACUAUAUAGUACACUGGAUACCAGCAAACAGAUAUCGUUCAACACGUAUACAAAAGAAACAUAUAAAAUACGCAUACGAUACAAUAAAUUUAUCUAUUUGCAACAAUAAUUAUAAUUGAUAUUAUACAACAACAACCAAAACAAAAAUAUAUAUAUAUACAGAGCAAAACUUAAGAUCAAAUAAGACGCAAACGUUAUCAACAUGCAAACAAAACCAUACUAUAUACCACAUACCUAUAAAGAAAUACCAGUUCCCGUUCCUUUUGCCCCGCGUAUAAUAUAUUGUGUAUGUAAUAAAGGUUCGUUCGGCGUUCAAAACUCGAAAAAUUAUUGACAAAAUGAAUGUAUGCAUAAUUAUAAUAUAUAUAUAUAUAUAUAUAUAUAUAUAUAUACAUACAUCUAUAUAUAUUGAAAACUAUACAAAAAUACAUUUAAUAUUAAAUAAAAUGUUUUUGCGAUACUUUCGAUCUCCGACGAUAUAUCCACAUACGUAUUAUGUACUUAUGUAUAAUCAGCAAUCGCGAUAUUACAAUAUUGUUGUAACAUAUUUAAAUUUAUAGGAUUGAAAACCAAAAAGCAAACAAAACAUAAGCAAACGCAAAAUUCUAUGCAUAUUACUUCAUUUGUAUUUAUUAAAUGUAAUUGUAAACAUCUUUUAGGUUUAAAUGACGCGCACUUUACAGACAAGGACACAGCUUAAACAGAACGGACAGACAGACAGACGAGUCAUUAGACCCACGGACUUUUACUCCAAACCGAUUACGAAUACGAAUGAAUUGAUUAUUUAUUAAUUAGUUGAAUGUUAUUUAACUUAUAUGCAUUAUUCUAAAGAUUACUGAAAUCCAAUUGUAAUUAAAUACAAUAAAUUAAAUUGCAAGGUUGAAUUUCCGGCUCUGCU
Drosophila albomicans is the source of this 4041-nucleotide messenger RNA. It is a transcript of the gene PIP5K59B, whose product is annotated as phosphatidylinositol 4-phosphate 5-kinase type-1 alpha. The transcript is spliced from 16 exons. NCBI's taxonomy places the organism in Eukaryota, Metazoa, Arthropoda, Insecta, Diptera, Drosophilidae. Bases 427 to 2862 code for a protein of 811 amino acids. Gene Ontology annotation, biological process: phosphatidylinositol metabolic process. Gene Ontology annotation, molecular function: phosphatidylinositol kinase activity. The record is from RefSeq and is a predicted model, not a curated record.